Kluyveromyces lactis is the source of this 1125-nucleotide messenger RNA. RefSeq lists its product as uncharacterized. The record is from RefSeq and is a predicted model, not a curated record. NCBI's taxonomy places the organism in Eukaryota, Fungi, Ascomycota, Saccharomycetes, Saccharomycetales, Saccharomycetaceae. The transcript has a single exon. Bases 1 to 1125 code for a protein of 374 amino acids.
AUGGAGGAGAUCGUAAUCGAAGAUGACGCAACAAUAAGGUCUUAUUUCGUUACGCAGUCAUCCAAAUAUGUUCUUUAUACGAGGCUAUGCAACACUAAGAGUUCCAAAAAUAUUGGUGAACUAAUCCUAUAUAAUUUCAAAGAGAAGAAAACCACACAAUUGGAUAUAAUAAUUCCUAUUAGUGAGUCAAACUUUGAUUUUGAGUUGAAUUAUUUAUCGAUAGUGGAUGUGCCUAAGAUUUCAUUCAAACAAGAGAACGCAAAAGUUACUAAAGUUUCCUGGAUUGCAUUUAAUACAGGCGAUAGUAUUUGUAUCAUAUCAUUCGAUGAUGUAUCGACCUGCGAAAUUGUUACUCAUAAGUGGUUUAUAGAAAAUGCGAGAGACUGCAUCACAUCGUUCAACUGCAAAGCAGAUAAUAAUGGGAAUAUUAGAAUUUUAUAUUCAACAAAAUUGGGCAAUUUGACUUAUGUCAAGUUCAAUACUAUGUUCAAGAGAUGGUCUUUGAUUAAGAAAUUUGAUGAUUUUGCUUCUGAUUCCCUAUCAUUUGUAUCCUUUGGCUACUCAGGACUUCAAGCUAAAUGGGAAGAUAGAAUCGGGGAUAUUGAUAAUGCCUUGGUAUCAGGUUUCGACAAUAAUCUAAGGUUUUUAGUUAGACAAAAGGGGAUCGACUUCAGAGUUGAGAAUGAAACUCUAUACUCCACAUUUAAAACUAAUAACGUUUUAACUUGUGCAGAUUAUCAGAUUGUCAAAAGCAGAAGUCCGACAUCUUUCACAGCGAUCUGUUGUGGAAACGUCACUAACUUGGGAUGCACAGUGUACAAAAGGUCAAAUAGAGGUGAAUGGGUUUUCUUGGCCUUCCUUGAUAAAAUUAUUGAUAAAGAGGAGACUAUAUCAACCGUCAACUGCCAAGUUGUCUUGGGUCUCCAAGAGAGUGAAGUAGUCAUAUAUAGUGGAAGUGAAAACGGAAAACUCUAUGAAUGGACAUUCAAUUGGAAGGAAAAUAUUAUCAUUAAAGAGGACGUUCACAUUGUUGGUGGUAAGGAAGACGUUAUCCACAAAUUAAUGUGCAUCAAUGGUUCUGUCUACUAUCUCGUUAAUUCCGAACGAAUCGGUCGCAUUACAUAA